AUGUUCAAGAGUUCGCGAGAGCUGCAAUGCUAUCUUGAUGAGACCGCUGAUGCGAAGCCGACGCAUCCUUGGCGAAGACUGUUCAUACUUGAAGAUCUACCUCUGAACUACGUUCAAAUUCUCGGCUCACACCUACGCAUUCCCCCAAGUGUCUUCGGCGCCCACUGGGCCGAUCCCGCAGCUCCUUCAUUCAAUCACCGCAAACCUUUCCGUCGUUACUCCGAAAACAACUUCGUCAUAAGGUAUCCUUCCACACAACCGAUUCGCAUUGAUGCUGAUCCCGCGGUUCAUGGACAUACUUUUAAAUGUGACUUCAACAUCGACCGUCACAUACAAUGCUACGACCCAAAAGGGCCGAUCAUCGACCAACCUAAGAGCUAUCAUGCUUUGUCGUUCUGGACAUCUGCUGCCCGGGAAGAUGGCUCAUGGGAUUCGGUUCUAAUAGUAGAUCCACCAGUUGGUAAAUUGGUCAAAUCUCUCUCGGAGAAUGUCAUGCUUGAAGUUGACUACUGUUCGGAAGAUUACGCGUACUCCCGAUUGCAUUCACUAGAUCCCGACUUCCAUGACUUUACAAUAUUAUCGUCGAACCCAGACGACUGGGAUGAAGGAGAGAAGCGCCCACAGUAUACGUCUAUGUUUGACGACAUAGUCGCAAUCCAGCAAAACACGCCAUCCGGAACGAUUGGUCCACGUACAUGCACCGACACCGCUCGUAAACUCGCGAUCUGCUCGUCUCUUUCAUAUGUCCGGAGGCGAAUCCUGACUCUGCUACGACUGCAGACAGAUCCCCUUGCAGCAAAGUCACAUGUCAAUCGAUGGUACUAUCUUCGUAAUUUUGACCAGGGAGUAUUGGGAAACUGGCAGCACGAGGUCUUUGGAUUCAUUGUCGACGUAAAGUUUGUUAUGAGUAUUUUGCUCAUCGAACUGAAGGAAAACCUUGAAGCUUUGGGAUUAUACCGCCCCGGUAGUUCUGACGAACUGCAAUGGGAGCGAGACGGGUGGCUUUCGGUACAAGACCACUGCGGCAAGAUCAUCGGCAUUGCAGAUGCGUUCUUGCAGUCCUACAUGCAGUUCACCACCAUGCAAGAAGCACAAGCUGCCAACAAGAAUGCUUCCAAUCUUGCUCACAUUACCAACCUGACGAUGCUGUUCAUACCGCUUUCGACUAUUGCAGCAAUCUUCUCCAUGGACGACAAGUUCUUGCCUGGGAGGACAAAAGGGUGGAUCUUCUGGGUUACGGCGCUGCCUGUUUUAAUCGUUACUUUUGCGAUUACGACGAAGGCGCGGGCGUGGCUGAAUCAGUACUGGAAGAUGUGCACAGCAAAGCAGAAUCGAAUUCACAUUACGAGUAAGCAUAGAGCUUAG
Alternaria arborescens is the source of this 1365-nucleotide messenger RNA. RefSeq lists its product as hypothetical. Gene Ontology annotation, molecular function: metal ion transmembrane transporter activity. Gene Ontology annotation, biological process: metal ion transport; transmembrane transport. The record is from RefSeq and is a predicted model, not a curated record. Lineage: Eukaryota; Fungi; Ascomycota; Dothideomycetes; Pleosporales; Pleosporaceae. The coding region runs from base 1 to 1365 and encodes 454 amino acids. Gene Ontology annotation, cellular component: membrane. The transcript is spliced from 2 exons.